AUGGAUAUUGAAGGAGUUAGUAAAUGCGAAGGCUAUUAUAUAAUUAAAUAUCUAGGUCAUGGAGCUUGUGGAGUGUAUAAAAUUGAUUAUAAGUCAUAAGUGUUAAAUUGGGAAAAAAAGGUCAUGAAUUAGUAGCCAUUAAGUUUUUGAAUAUCAAUAAUGAAAAAGAAAGAGCUAAAAUACAAAUUCACCAAAUAUAAGAGGUUUGUAUUUUAUAAAAACUUUUUGACCAUCAAAGAAUAAUUAAACUUAUAACAUAUAGAGAUAAUCUUACCUACAAAGUAAUUAAAUUUUUAUAAAUAGAAAAAAAAUGGAUAAAUUGUUUAUAAAAUUGGUAUGAUCUUAGAAUUAGGAGAAAAAGGUAGUAUGAAUUCGUAUUUGAACGUGCUUCAAAGAUUUGAUGAAAAAACUUCAAGAUUUUAUUUUCGUUAAUUGAUGACAGCUUUAAUUUAUAUGAAAAAACAUAACAUUUGUCAUUUGGAUUUAAAACCAGAUAAUAUUGUGUUUGACUCAGAUUUUAAUUUGAAAAUUGCAGGAUUUGGAAUUUCUAAAGAAGCAAAUGGCCUUAUAAACGACUUCUUUGGAGGAACAGAAUGUAUAUUUACAAUUUAAAAUUUUAGAUUAUAUGGCACCUGAACUUUUGGGUAGAAUAGCCUAUGAUGGAUCAAAAGUUGAUGUUUUUGCUGCUGCAUAAAUAUUAUUUAAAAUGAUAACUGGUUAAUUUGCUUUUAACAAUUGUAAAGAAUAACUAUAUAAUUUAAUUAAAUAGAAUGAUUAUGCCUAAUUUUGGAAUAUUUAAAAUAAAUAACAUUAAACACUAUUUCCAUAAGGAUUUCCAGAUGAUUUUAAGUAUUUUAUAUUGUUCUAUAUUUUAAGAGAUCUCAUUAAUAGGAUGUUUGAUCCUGAUUUUAAUAGAAGAAUAACACCUGAAGAAUGUUUGUAACAUCCUUGGACAAUGGGUGUAGAAGCUAAUUUAUAUUAAAUAUAAGAAUAAUUCAAUUCUGAAAUUGAAAAAAUAGAUUAAUUAUUGGAAGAAUAAAAAAAGAAAUAUAAACAUGAUAAAUAGUAAAGAAUGGAAUUAGAAAUUGAAUCAACUACAAAUUCUUAAUAAUAAUAAUCAUAUAAAUCAGGAAAUAGUUAGAAAAAGAAUCCAAUGAUAAAUAAAAAAAGAUAGAUAAUGAAAAAAUUCAAAUUUACUUUUGAAAAUAGAGUUUUAAAGAGGAGUCUGCCAACUAAAAUGAUUGAUGAGAUCUUAAUUUAUGAUGAUCCAUAGAAUUUGUUUUGUUCUAUAAUUGAUCAUUUUGAUAAAUGCGGUAAAAUUAUAAAUAUACAUGAAACUAAAUAUAAAGUAAUAAAAUUAAAUAUUUUAAUUAGCUAAAUGUUAAUAUUAUGGAAAAUGAUUAAGAAAAACAAGAAAUGCUGAUUGAAUUAAAAAAUCUUGAAGAUGAUAAGUUAAGAGUUGAAGUUCUCAAUUUGGGAGAUGACUUUAUAAAGUUCAAUGAAGAAAUUUAGAAACUAAAACAGUCGAUUUAAUAACAAAGAGAUGAAGUACCAAUAUAGCAAUAAUGAAUUUAUUAAAAAAAAUUACAACCACC
This is a messenger RNA of Paramecium primaurelia, 1595 nucleotides long. The record is from the annotation of a GenBank genome assembly. NCBI's taxonomy places the organism in Eukaryota, Ciliophora, Oligohymenophorea, Peniculida, Parameciidae.